Messenger RNA from Ostrea edulis (European flat oyster), 3018 nucleotides. Its product is annotated as multiple epidermal growth factor-like domains protein 11. Lineage: Eukaryota; Metazoa; Mollusca; Bivalvia; Ostreida; Ostreidae. The coding region runs from base 1 to 2307 and encodes 768 amino acids. The record is from RefSeq and is a predicted model, not a curated record. Gene Ontology annotation, molecular function: scavenger receptor activity. The transcript has 14 exons.
AUGUUUUAUAUCGUCGAAGAAAACCUUGCUAGAGGUAAACCCACAAACCAGUCGACACUGUAUAGGCCUGAAUGGAAUUCAGAAAAAGCUGUGGAUGGAGACAGGACGCAGUAUGCCUACAGAGAUUCGUGUGCCAUAUCCCUGAACAGUGAAAAUGUUAACAAAAGUACAUGGUGGUAUGUCGAUCUGGAGAAGGACCAUUUUGUUCACGACGUUUCACUUUUCUUUUUGAUUGGCAACCGUGUGGGAGAACCGGCUGAAGACUGGGAUACAUCGCACAGAGGACUGCAUGCUGGAUUCUUUCUCUACAUCUCAAACGACACACAGCGAGAGAACGGCUAUCUGUGUUACCAUGAGAUGCAGAAUGGGACUAACUUGCCGCCCUCCAAUAUGACGAUUAACUGUGACAUCCAAGGGCGAUAUGUCAUAUUCUACAAUGAGAGGAGACCGGAAAUUACGUAUCCCGAUUACUAUUUCAAUUACAUGCGUGUUGAACUGUGUGAAGUAGAAGUAUUAGGCUGCUCAGUACGGAACCAUUUCAUACAGGGAGAAGAAUGCAGGAAUUGUUCAACCUCUUGCAGAGACGAGCUGUGCAACCCCAAUACAGGUGCUUGCUUUAAAUGUCACCCGGGAUUCACUGGCAACUUCUGUAACCAAAGUUGUAGUUUCAAGACAUAUGGGGAGGACUGCAAAAUGCCAUGUGGUUUCUGUAAAGAAGGUAUAUCAUGCAAUCAUGUAAACGGAAGAUGCGCAAAUGAAUGCGCAGAUGGAUGGUCUGGAGAAAAAUGUGACAUUGGGUGUAGUUUCACGAAACAUGGCGAAGAUUGCAAAAUACUGUGUGGGUUUUGUAAAGAUGGGAGAAAAUGCAAUCACAUAGAUGGAAGUUGUACAGAUGGAUGCGCGGACGGGUGGACUGGAAAAAACUGUACCAGUAGAUGUAAUGCCAGUACAUAUGGAGAAGACUGUAGAAUGUCAUGUGGGUUCUGUAAAGAUGGGAGAUCAUGCAAUCACAUCAACGGAACAUGCUCAAAUGGGUGCGCAGACGGAUGGUUUGGAAAAAGAUGCGACAUUAGAUGUAAUGCCACUACAUAUGGAGAAGAGUGUAAAAUGUCAUGUGGGUUCUGUAAAGAUGGGAGAACAUGCAAUCACAUCAACGGAACAUGCUCAAAUGGGUGCGCAGACGGAUGGUUUGGAGAAAGAUGCAACAUUAUGUGUACUUUUACAAACCAUGGCGAAGAUUGCAAGAUACUGUGUGGGUUUUGUAAAGAUGGGAUAAUAUGCAAUCACAUAAACGGAAGUUGCACAGAUGGAUGCGCAGAUGGGUGGACUGGAGAAAAUUGUACCAACAGAUGUAAUACCACUACAUAUGGAGAAGAGUGUAAAAUGUCAUGUGGGUUCUGUAAAGAUGGGAGAUCAUGCAAUCACAUCAACGGAACAUGCUCAAAUGGAUGCGCAGACGGAUGGUUUGGAGAAAGAUGCGACAAUAUGUGUACUUUUACAAACCAUGGCGAUGAUUGCAAGAUACUGUGUGGGUUUUGUAAAGAUGGGAGAAUAUGCAAUCACAUAAACGGAAGUUGCAUAGAUGGAUGCGCGGACGGGUGGACUGGAGAAAACUGUACCAGUAGAUGCAAUGCCAGCACAUAUGGCGAAGACUGUGAGAUGUCAUGUGGGUUUUGCAAAGAUGGUAGAACAUGCAAUCACAUAAACGGAAGUUGCUUAGAUGGGUGUGCAGAAGGAUAUUACGGAGAAAAAUGCAACAGUAGCUGUGAUAACGGUACAUACGGCUACGAUUGUAGUAUGGCUUGUGGUUCAUGCAAAGACGAAAUGACUUGCCAUUACAUCAACGGAUCUUGUCUAACUGGGUGUAAAGAAGGAUGGACAGGAGAAAAAUGUUUAGUACAGAUGGAAUCAACAAAUGGGGACUUAAAGAAAGGUGUGGUCGUAUUGGUUGCAAUACUAUUCAUUGUUUGGCUUGGAAUUUACUACUGCAUAAGACGGGGAGGAUUCACUGCUAAUAUAGAAGGGGUGGUAAGCAGGACGACGACAGAAAGCGGAACAUGGAUAGAACACAGAACAGAGACAGGAAGCGGAUCAUGGAUAGAACACAGAACACGGGCAGGAAGCCGAACAUGGGUAGAACUCGGAACAAAGACAGUAAGCGGAACAUGGAUAGAACACGGAACUCAGACAGGAAGCGGAUCUGGGACAGUUCUCGAAACUGAGACAGAAAAUGUGACCGGAAACGGGGGAGGAACAGGAGAAAGUGCAGAGCAAGACACUGAACGGGGACUAAAACCGGACACGUGACAGGAGACGAGGGGGAACAGCACCCAACUGACUGACAGUAAACAUGGUGUUGGCGUGGUACAUUGUAUACGUACUCGACGGUCAACAUCGUUAUCCAGAUAUACAUGUGUAGUGUACGGGCAUACGAAUUCUUUGGAAGUCCUGUCUUGUAAGUUUUAUACAUAUUGUGACACACAGGAUUUGGUAUACAAAAGGAUUAGACCCAUAAAGAUGAAGCAAAGUGUUGCGUUCACAUAAACUGUAAUAUAUGGUGCCGAAGAGAAAUCGUAUUUACGUGUAAAGAAUAUUGUCAUAGUAACAAACUCCGGUUAGAAAACAUACUAAAACUAUAAUUCAUUUACCUUUGUUAAAAAAUAUAUCAACCUUUAUCCCCGAGAAUUCCAUCCAGAAUAUCCAGAAGGCUUAGUACAUAUCAAACAGAAUAUCCAGAAGGCUUAGUACAGAUCAAACAGAAUAUCCAGAAGGCUUAGUACAGAUCAAACAGAAUUGUCGCUCCUUGCAGUGAGAUGAUAUUCAUUCUAUAUUCUACAUGUAUCCAAAACGUCAGAAUAUAUGGAUGUUUCGAGAGGGAUUUUCAACGGCAUUUAUUAUAUUAUAUACUUCUAGGAAAGUGUUCACGGCGUAAUCUAUUAUAUUAUGUUUUUUAUAUAUAAAAAAUAAUGUGUCAUUUCCACUUUUCCAGUUCAGUGGUAUUUAUCUAGAAUAUCAUGU